This is a messenger RNA of Capsicum annuum, 1820 nucleotides long. Its product is annotated as berberine bridge enzyme-like 28. Bases 68 to 1669 code for a protein of 533 amino acids. NCBI's taxonomy places the organism in Eukaryota, Viridiplantae, Streptophyta, Magnoliopsida, Solanales, Solanaceae. The transcript has a single exon. Gene Ontology annotation, molecular function: FAD binding; oxidoreductase activity. The record is from RefSeq and is a predicted model, not a curated record.
AAGCCAAAACUAUAAAUAGAAGCUCUUUGUUUCCAUUUUUUAUCAUCAAAUAUUGCAACGAGGAAUCAUGAUUACUUUCAAGAAGUCAAUCAUCUUUCUCCUUCUUUCAAUUUGGCUUUCAUUAUCAUGGGCUACCUCGGCCAGUUCCCAUGACGACUUUCUUGAAUGCCUUUCUCAUCAUACUAUAAACUCAAACUCAAUAUCACAAGUCAUCCACACUCCUAAUAAUUCAUCAUACUCCACCAUUUUGAACUCCUUUUCGACUAACCUAAGGUUAACCUCCAAAGUCAAACCUUCCAUUAUUAUCACUCCCCUAAAUGAGUCUGAUAUUCAGGCAGCUAUAUAUUGCUCUAAGAUACAUGACCUACAAAUCAGAAUUCGAAGUGGUGGACAUGACUAUGAGGGACUUUCAUACAUAUCGGAUACCCCUUUUGUCAUUAUUGAUCUUAGAAACCUAAGAUCAAUUUCCAUUGACACUGAAAACAAGACUGCUUGGAUUCAAUCUGGCGCGAUCCUAGGGGAAGCAUAUUAUAGGGUUGCAGAAAAAAGUAAAAAGUUGGCCGUUGCUGCUGGGGUUUGUCCUACUGUUGGUGUUGGUGGACUCUUUAGUGGUGGAGGCUAUAGCAUGUUGUCUCGAAAAUUUGGUAUUGCUAUAGAUAACAUUAUUGAUGCUAAAUUAAUCGAUGCCAAUGGAAAAAUCCAUGAUCGAGAAUCAAUGGGUGAGGAUCUCUUUUGGGCUAUUAGAGGAGGUGGAGGGACUAGCUUUGGUCUCAUUGUUUCAUGGAAGGUGAAGUUACUCGAUAUUCCAGAAAAAGUGACUAUAUUCAAUGUGACACGAACCUUAGAACAAAAUGCAACUCAACUAGUUUACAAGUGGCAACAUAUCGCAGACAAAGUUGAUAACAAUCUCGUCCUCAGGUUGUCCUUGACUAGUAGGGAAUCUCCAGUUCUGCGUGGUAAAAGGACUGUCUAUGUCUCUUUUACAACACUGUACGUGGGAGGAGUCAAUGAACUCCUCCGCGAAAUGAAAAAGAGCUUUCCAGAAUUAGGGUUAGUGAAAGAAGAUUGCAUAGAGCUGAGUUGGAUUGAAUCUGUACUCUAUUCUUGGUUUCCUGUGGGAACAUCACUUGAUGCUUUACUUGAUAGGAAAAUCAAAGAUCUGGCAGGAUACGUAUACUUCAAAAGGAAAUCAGACUAUGUCCAGCAGCCUAUUUCAAUAGAUGGUCUUGAAGGUCUAUGGAAACUAAUGAAUCAACAAGGCCAAAGUCCACCAGACUUGAUGUUUACUCCUUACGGCGGAAAGAUCAGUGACUUUUCUGAAUCUGAAACCCCUUUCCCACAUAGAGCUGGAAAUAUAUAUCAAAUCCAGUAUGGGCUGAAUUGGCAAAAAAGAGAGGAUUCUCCAAAAAAUAUAGCUCGGAUUCGAAAGAUUUACCGAUACAUGAGUAAGUAUGUAUCCAAGUCUCCUAGAGCUGCAUAUUUCAACUAUAGAGAUCUUGAUUUGGGAGUGAACAACAAAGGAAACACAAGCUAUGCACAAGCAAAAAUUUGGGGAGAGAAAUAUUUCAAGAACAACUUUGAUAGAUUGGUGAAAGUGAAGACUAAAUUUGAUCCAACAAAUUUCUUUAGGAAUGAACAAAGUAUUCCUCCUCUAUUUUCUUAUGCUUAGUCAUUUGUCUGAAAAUGAGGCUUUUCACAUAGUUCUUUUACGUAUAUGUUACAAUAUUUGUAUUGAAAAAUAAAUGGAGCCAUGAUGCUCCAAAGAUUGUGUAAGAUGUAUAUGUUUUGGUUAUUGUAAUUAUAUGGUGAUUCUGAUAUUA